AUGGUAACCUCAAGCCUAUUUUGGGAACUAGGCCGAGAUGUAAUAGAUGUUACUGAACUUGAUCAUGAUGGAUCACCUUCUGAUUUACUUGUCCUUACUGUAUGUGUGGAUCGAUAUACACACAACAAUUACGAAGUAAAACAGACUCAACACAGAGAUAGCUUCUAUAUGCCGUCGUGUAUUCUAGAAUCUGACGACAUAGCAUACCUAUUCUUCCAUAAUCGUCUCUCUUCCAUGGGAGUAACCCUAGAUGACCUUAUGUGUCGUGAUCUCCUUGAUCUCUCUCAUGUCUUGGACGAUGAUAGAACUCAUAUUCCCCGUACUGCCACACACCAAGUUAUCCUUUACGUAACAAUCCAUACUAUGGAGGAAGACGAGGUUGAGUUCGAUAUGGAGGAGUCAAUGGCUUUGGCUGUUGAGGAUUCAAUGGAGGCCUAUGUGGCGUCGCAGCUGGUACCCGCAAGUCAAUCAUCUAUUGAUGCCUUGGAGAAGAUGGUACACAAUCGUUCUUGUUCCGUUGAUCAAUGCAUGGUCUGUUUGGAGAAAUUUUCUGAUGAAGAGUUGAUCACUUGCUUGCCUUGCUCUCAUUUCUAUCAUGGAGAUUGCAUUGUUCGGUGGCUAAAGACAAGCCACUUUUGUCCACUCUGCCGUUCUGAAAUGUCAACUUGA
Messenger RNA from Cornus florida, 669 nucleotides. Its product is annotated as putative RING-H2 finger protein ATL71. The record is from RefSeq and is a predicted model, not a curated record. Gene Ontology annotation, molecular function: ubiquitin protein ligase activity. NCBI's taxonomy places the organism in Eukaryota, Viridiplantae, Streptophyta, Magnoliopsida, Cornales, Cornaceae. The coding region runs from base 1 to 669 and encodes 222 amino acids. Gene Ontology annotation, biological process: protein ubiquitination. Gene Ontology annotation, cellular component: cytoplasm. The transcript has a single exon.